Alternaria arborescens is the source of this 1506-nucleotide messenger RNA. RefSeq lists its product as hypothetical. Gene Ontology annotation, biological process: protein autoubiquitination; protein polyubiquitination; proteasome-mediated ubiquitin-dependent protein catabolic process. Gene Ontology annotation, cellular component: cytosol; nucleus; ubiquitin ligase complex. The transcript has 2 exons. NCBI's taxonomy places the organism in Eukaryota, Fungi, Ascomycota, Dothideomycetes, Pleosporales, Pleosporaceae. The coding region runs from base 1 to 1506 and encodes 501 amino acids. The record is from RefSeq and is a predicted model, not a curated record. Gene Ontology annotation, molecular function: cyclin binding; ubiquitin conjugating enzyme binding; ubiquitin protein ligase activity.
AUGUCGCGCCCGCUACUUCCCGAGUCAGCAUACGCAGCUCUCGGCCUCUCUCCUGAAGCGAUCAAAGACCUGAUGAAUCCCAAGCCACCGCCGCCUGAACCCCCCGAAAUACACGCGCCGAACCUCCUCCAGAGCGAUGAGGACAACGCGCGGCCCAUGUCGCCCAACGAGACUUCUAUAACGCUGUAUGCAGAGCUCCUGCUGCAUAUACGUACUGUCACGCUUUUCGCCUCGCUGCGCACGAAUUUCUCGCGCUCAACUGAUGCGAAGCUGUCGAGCGACGGGUCUUACAUCACUGUGUCGCACGAAGGCCAGUCUGCGUCGAUACGUCUGCCUGUCAACAUCGAGGGUGGAGGCGAGGCUGCGCUCGAACUUCCAUCGCAACCCCCAACCAAGGAACUCACGCUACGUCUUCAACUAGAAGAGCGCGAAGGAAGCGACCUCCUGGGCGCACUGCAACGUGAGGACCGACAAGCCAAUAUUGUGCCAUGGGAUGGCGCGUCACUCAACGAUGCACAAGAUGUGGAGCUUACUUGUAAGAGCUGCGAAGGCGUGAUUGUGUCCAAGGGGAAGAUUCGGCAGUGGAAAGAUCUACCGAAUGAGAAUUGGGCUGAGAUGAUGGACUUUUGGCAUUGCCAUAAGCCGGAUGAGCAUCACUUGCAUGAUCAUAGUCACGAUGAGGUUGUUGGGCAGAAGGGAUAUGCAGCUGGCAAUCGCUUGCAGGCUGUAGACGGGGUAGGCUUUGUUGAUCUGGCGAGUUUCUUACUGGCGGAGCAGGACUGUGAUGGCGCACAGAUGUCUUCCAAAAAAGAAGCAGAGCUGCCGACAGACCUGAUCCAAUGCGCGCAUUGCAACCACACGAUCGGCACCCAGGAUCCUGCUACCUCCGGCUGGCGCAUACGAAAGUGGGCCAUUGGCGUAAGAUCCAUGUCCCCAUCCACAACAUCUACAUCAUCCACCUCUCCGACUACCUACACAGUCCAGAAAUGGAUAACAGCCCGUCUUCUCCAUCUAAUCGACAACACCGGCCUCCGCAAAUUUCACAUUCACACCCCUCCUCCACCUCCCUCCAACCCUUCCGAAGAAACUGAACCCAUACCUUCCCUUCUGGUCUGGGUGUUUACCCCGGACCUUCUCUUCUCUUCUUCCAUACCCACGCCUGGUCGCCUCGAUCCCACACGUACGAUGAAGAUUUUCUACCAGAAGCAGACCUGGCAAGCUUUGAAGCCUGGGGAAGCAGAAAGUGCACAAGUAGAGGACGUGGAGUUUCCUGAGGAGUUGUAUGGGGAGCUGGAAGGGGCGCUUGAAAGGAGUCAGAGGUUAUUGCCACCUACUGCGAAGAAGUUCCAAGGGUGGGAUGUUGGGCUACUGGAAAGGUUUGAGGUGCUUGAAGCUGGGAUGGGGAAUGUAGAAAGUGAGGAUGGUUUGAAUGGGCGCGUCAGUAACAAGGGGAAAAUGGGUGACAACGAGCUGGAAUGUGAGAUACCAUCGGAAGAUGUUGAUUGA